AUGGAAGUGCUAAGGGAGAAACAAGGCAUGAUCGUCAGUCAGCGGAAAUAUACAUUCGAGCUUUUGGAGGAGUUUGAUGUUUCUCAUAUCUCUGCAGUAUCUUCUUCCCUGGAUCCUUCCAUCAAUCUCUCUGCAGAUUCAGGAACACCCUUGUCAGAUCCUACCAUCUUUCGACAUCUUAUUGGCAAGAUCAAUUACUUAACUCACACUAGACCUGACCUAUCCUUUGCCGUUUUAACACUCAGUCAGUUUAUGCUUAGUCCUACAACUGAUCACUACAAUGCUGGUUUACGAGUGAUUCGUUACCUGAAGAAGUUUCCAAGAUAUGGCCUCUUCUUUACUGCUUCACCUUGUUUAUCCUUGGCCACUUUCUGUGAUGCUGACUGGGCGUCUUGUCGUGACUCUCGACGGUCUGUCAGUGGUUUCUUAAUCAGCUUAGGUGGAUCUCCUAUCUCCUGA
Messenger RNA from Solanum tuberosum (potato), 459 nucleotides. RefSeq lists its product as uncharacterized. Bases 1 to 459 code for a protein of 152 amino acids. The record is from RefSeq and is a predicted model, not a curated record. The transcript has a single exon. Lineage: Eukaryota; Viridiplantae; Streptophyta; Magnoliopsida; Solanales; Solanaceae.